Cucurbitaria berberidis CBS 394.84 is the source of this 372-nucleotide messenger RNA. Its product is annotated as bola domain-containing protein. The transcript has 2 exons. NCBI's taxonomy places the organism in Eukaryota, Fungi, Ascomycota, Dothideomycetes, Pleosporales, Cucurbitariaceae. Gene Ontology annotation, cellular component: nucleus; cytosol. Gene Ontology annotation, biological process: intracellular iron ion homeostasis. Gene Ontology annotation, molecular function: 2 iron, 2 sulfur cluster binding. The record is from RefSeq and is a predicted model, not a curated record. The coding region runs from base 1 to 372 and encodes 123 amino acids.
AUGGACCCUCGACACAAACUAUACAAAACCCUCGACAAGCUUACGGUAGAUUCUGAAACCGCUAACACGAUGAGUGCGACGACAAACGACGUAGCGAUGCAGGACGCAGCUAGCUCCGGCGUUACGCCGGACGCGAUCAAGAGGAAAUUGGAGACUGAGCUGGGCGCGACGUGGGUGGAAAUUGAGGAUAUGAGCGGCGGAUGCGGGCAAAUGUUCGAGGCUAUCAUCGUAUCACCACAUUUCACCAAGAAGACGACAUUGGCACGGCAUCGACUAGUCAACUCGACAUUGAAAGAGGAGAUUGCAGCAAUACAUGCCUGGACACCGAAAUGUCAUACGCCAGAAGAGUGGGAGAAGAAAAGGCCGCAGUAG